Messenger RNA from Racocetra persica, 193 nucleotides. The record is from the annotation of a GenBank genome assembly. NCBI's taxonomy places the organism in Eukaryota, Fungi, Glomeromycota, Glomeromycetes, Diversisporales, Gigasporaceae.
AAACUGAAGGUGAAAAAAUUGUUGAAGAAAUUAUGGAAGAUGUUGAAGAAAUUGUUGGAGAAACUAUGGAAGAUAUUGCAGAAAUUGCAGUAGCUGCAGAAUCUACAGAUGUUGUAGAAGAAGAACAGAUUUUUGAACAAUUUGAUAUUGAUAAUAAUUUAUAUAAAAAAUAUAUAAAUGACCAACUUAUCAA